UUGGAGGAGCAUCGUAGUUUUUGGAUGUGUUGUUGUACUUGGCCUACAUGCAACUCUAACUGGAUAAAGAUGGAGGGUUCUUCAGAGUCUGCUUUUCAGAAUUCUGGAAGUUCCAGGGCUUUGAAUAGUUCUGGAGUCUCAGAUAGAAACCAAAGGGUUCAUUGUCCUGAAAGGAAUCCCUUCUCGGGUGAGGCAUCGCAGGAUUCGGGGUUUAAAAAGGAAAGGGAUAGGUUUCUGUUGGCUCCAGGUGAUCAGCCUAAAAUCCUGGGUGGUGGGUUUUCUGGGUUAUGUGAGGAUGAAGUGGAGGUUGACCCCUUUUAUGGUGCUGUAGAAUGGGGUGAUAUUAGCUUGAGGCAAUGGUUGGAUAAACCUGAGCGAUCGGUGGAUGCCUUUGAAUGCUUGCACAUAUUUAGGCAAAUAGUAGAAAUUGUUAGUGUAGCGCAUUCUCAAGGAGUUGUAGUUCACAAUGUGAGGCCUUCCUGCUUUGUCAUGUCGUCUUUCAACCAUAUCUCGUUUAUUGAAUCAGCAUCUUGUUCAGAUACUGGCUCGGAUUCUUUAGGAGAAGGAGUGAACAACCAAGGUGGUGAGGUUAAAACUCCAACAUCUCUCUGUCCCCAUGAUAUACUUCAGCAGAGUUUGGGAAAUGAAGAUUUUAUGCCUGUCAAGACUUCAACAACCACUGCUCGGUCAGAUUCUAGUUGCAUGCUGUCGAGUGCUGUGUAUGCAGCUCGAGCAUCUUUGAUAGAAGAAACCGAAGAAAAUAAAAUGAAAGAUAGGAGGAAGGACGAAGUAGAAGGGAAGAAGCAAUCAUUUCCAAUGAAACAGAUACUGCUAAUGGAGAUGAGUUGGUAUACUAGUCCUGAAGAGGUUGCUGGUGAAUCUAGUUCUUGUGCAUCAGAUGUUUAUAGAUUGGGGAUUCUCCUUUUUGAGCUAUUUUGUUCUCUAAGUUCAAGAGAAGAAAAGAGUAGAACCAUGUCUAGCCUUAGACAUAGGGUCCUUCCUCCACAGUUACUUCUAAAGUGGCCCAAAGAAGCUUCCUUUUGCUUAUGGUUACUGCAUCCUGACCCUAGUAGUCGGCCAACACUGGGGGAAUUGUUGCAGAGUGAGUUCCUUAAUGAACAGAGAGAUGAUAUGGAAAAACGUGAAGCAGCGAUAGAGCUGAGACAAAGGAUAGAGGAUAAGGAGUUGCUGUUAGAAUUCCUUUUAUUACUUCAACAGAGAAAACAGGAAGUUGCUGAAAAGUUGCAACAUACCAUCUCUUUUCUAUGUUCAGAUAUCGAAGAAGUGACUAAGCAGCAAAUUAGAUUUAAAGAGAUUACUGGUACCGAACUGGGGAGUGAUGAUCGUUCAGCAUCAAGUUUUCCAUCAAUGACAGUUGUUGAUAGUGAGGAUUCUGCAUGUCUAGGCACUAGAAAACGAGUCAGACUAGAGACAAAUGUUAAAAACAUUGAGGAAUUUGAUUAUGAUGGAGGAGAUGAUAAAAAACGUAAUGGAAGUUUUCUUUCAAAAAGUUCUCGGCUAAUGAAGAACUUUAAGAAACUUGAGUCAGCAUACUUUUUAACACGAUGUAGACCGGCCUAUUCCUCUGCAAAACCAGUGACUAGGCAUCCUCCUGUAACAAGUGAUGGUAGAGGGUCUGUUGUUUUGACGGAAAGAAGUUGCAUCAAUGACUUGAAACCAAAAGAGCAGUGCAGGGAGGGUGCAAGUGCUUGGAUAAAUCCUUUUCUUGAGGGUUUGUGCAAGUAUUUAUCAUUCAGUAAGAUAAAGGUUAAGGCUGACCUAAAGCAAGGGGAUCUUUUGCAUUCAUCCAACCUAGUAUGCUCACUCAGUUUUGAUCGUGAUGGAGAAUUUUUUGCUACUGCCGGUGUCAAUAAGAAAAUUAAAGUGUUUGAAUGUGAUUCAAUCAUAAAUGAGGAUCGUGAUAUCCACUAUCCAGUAGUGGAGAUGGCUAGCAGGUCAAAGUUAAGCAGUAUAUGUUGGAAUACAUACAUCAAAAGUCAAAUUGCUUCAAGUAACUUUGAAGGAGUUGUACAGUUAUGGGAUGUGACAAGAAGUCAAGUACUCUCUGAAAUGAGGGAGCAUGAACGGAGGGUGUGGUCCAUUGAUUUCUCGUCAGCAGACCCAACAAUGUUGGCAAGUGGGAGCGAUGAUGGUUCUGUCAAGCUAUGGAGUAUCAAUCAGGGAGUUAGUGUUGGUACCAUCAAAACCAAGGCAAAUGUAUGCUGUGUGCAGUUCCCUCUGGAUUCUUCUCGUUUCCUUGCUUUCGGUUCAGCAGAUCAUCGAAUAUAUUAUUAUGAUCUUCGCAACCUAAAGAUGCCGCUGUGUACUUUGGUUGGACAUAACAAGACUGUCAGCUACAUCAAGUUUGUAGACACUGUGAACCUUGUCUCAGCUUCCACAGAUAACACUUUAAAGCUUUGGGAUUUGUCUACAUGUGCAUCUCGUGUUAUUGACUCACCAAUUCAAUCAUUCACAGGUCACGUGAAUGUUAAGAACUUUGUGGGAUUAUCAGUAUCCGAUGGUUAUAUUGCCACUGGUUCAGAGACAAAUGAGGUGUUCAUAUACCACAAAGCCUUCCCCAUGCCAGCAUUGUCAUUCAAGUUUCAGAACACAGAUCCUCUUUCUGGUCAUGAAGUGGAUGAUGCUGCCCAAUUCGUGUCGUCAGUCUGUUGGCGGGGUCAGUCAUCCACCUUGCUCGCCGCAAAUUCCACAGGGAAUGUCAAAAUUCUGGAGAUGGUGUAG
This is a messenger RNA of Sphenostylis stenocarpa, 2742 nucleotides long. The record is from the annotation of a GenBank genome assembly. Lineage: Eukaryota; Viridiplantae; Streptophyta; Magnoliopsida; Fabales; Fabaceae.